AUGGAUGACAACGGGAGCCCCAAGCCAUCCCAACCUUCACUGACCACAAUGGCAUCGGAUGAGCAGCAUGCCAUCGCUCCUACACCACCAAUCAAGGCGGAAUGGGAUGUCAGCAAUGACGGAGAGGACCGACCCCUUCUCAUAUCGAACACUUGGUCGACGCCGCUGGUCCUGGAAGAUCCGUCAGAGGAGUCGCGUUUCACAUCUGGGCUACCUUCGCUGUGUGAGACACCUUCAAAGAAAGGCAGCAAGAGAGACCACGUCUCCUUUUCCAGCGAAGUCGGGCAGCAGCCCUUCAAGAGACAUGACCCCGUUACGGAACCUCCUCCCAAGAUGGCUACGAACCACGCGAGCUUUCAUUCCGCGGAACUGAUCGCCCAUUCGAUUCCUGAAGAGAUUGUGAGAGAUAUCCGAGAUAAUGCAUACACUGACGAGGACUUCGAGUUCUUGAAGGAGAAGGCAUGCGGCCUUAGCAAGAUCUAUCAGUGCGGUGAAAUUAAGGUUGGCUUCAAAGGUGUUUCAGGCACUGGAAAAUCAAGCCUGAUCAACUCGUUGUUGGGCUACAACGGGUUAGCCCCAAGUGGUGGCUACGGCGAGGCAUGCACGGCGGUCGUACAGGAGUUUCGAAAACCUCGCCCUUCCCAGGAGAUGCCUUGCGAGGCUGAAGUCACCUUCCUGCUGCCUCAGGCUCGAGAGACUGCUCUGAAAGACUGGGUCAGAAACUUCUGGGACAGUUACAAGGCUGGAACAAGUGAGGAUGGGGAAGACGACGAAGACUCCACCGAAAAAGACGUCGACCAGGCGAUCCAGGAGGGGGAAGUGUCCACCACCGCAACUGAUGCCUUGUUUUCGCUCUUUGCGGAUCACGAAGAGUGCGCAAGUCCAGAGGCGACCAAGCAGUUCCUAAUUACCGCAACCUCCCGUGAAGAUCCUAACCUUCUAGGUCGAUUGAAAAGAUGGACGGAUUCGCUACUCAAAAGUCUCGGCGUAACAUCGAGUGAGCUUAUCAUCAAAGCCCACACACCUGACGACCUUCGAGACCAGCUCGCCCAAUUCCUGGCGCAUGUCGACCGUCAGCAACCUUCGCCAUGGCCGUUUGUGCAACUCGUCAAAUGCUUCUUCGAUUGCCCCCUGCUAUCUCAGGAUAUUGUUCUCGCAGAUCUACCUGGUACAUCCGACAUCAACCGGACCCGCGUUCAGGCCACGAACGUAUACAUGAGAGAUGUAGACUACACGGGGGUUGUAGCCAAGAUCGAUCGCGCACAGUCGAACGCCGAUGCUCACAAAUCCCUUGUCGAGGCUUACAAGCGCAAACGGGGCAAGAACGUCUUCAUGGCCGUGACAAAGUCGGAUUCAGGAAUUUCUGAUGAAUCUGGUCUCGUUGACAAAUAUAUCAACAUGCCAGGCGCGAGUGCGGGCGACAUAAAGAGACUGUUGCUCUUGAAAGAGGAACUCGACUCAAUCAAGAUAGAUUCGAAGAGCUUCCAGCUCCGACAGAAGCAGGCUCUUUCCCAACGAGACUAUGAUCUCGUCGAAAGUCUUGCGAAGCAGAACGAUGUCUUGGAGACCCGGGAGACUUCUGUAUUGGCCAAAAUCAGGGAAAGUUGCCUUGAACUCCGCAACAACAAGGUCCGCCAAGCCCUUGUAAACCGAAAUCUUGGCAUGAUGAAGCAGGAAAUUCUCCCAGUCUUCUGUGUCAGUAGUAUGGAAUACAUGAAACACAUUGUUGGCGACGAAGAUCAUCCGCCGAUAAUGAGCGUCGAAGCCACCGGGAUCCCCAGACUUCGCGCUCACGUUUACUCCUUACCAGCCGAUCGGAAGAUAAUGGCCUUUAAGCAUCAUGUCAAGUACAAGCUGCCCUCGCUUCUUCACCACUUGACCAUGACCUGCUCUCAAAGCAAAUUGAGAAGAAAAGAAGAGUUGCAGAACAUCUUAGUGGAUGCACUGAAGCCCCUGUCAAAUGAGAUUAGUCAGGUUUUCAAGGAUCUACUCAGCGAUGGCGUUCUGAGCCGCCUUGGGAAGAUAAAGAAGAAUAAGGCGACUUACAUCACAGCAGCGGCAGAGAAGCUGAAGGUAUACGCGAAGUGGAAACCUUCAACUCAGAAGGCAUUCUGUCGCAAUAAAGGCAGGUGGAAGACUCCUAAAGUUGGAUUCCACGAUUGGAACUGCGCAAUACUCGAGCCGCUCAUCAAGGACAUGAAGACCGAGCUCCGUCCUUGGGAGGAUGUGAGUGAGCCGCUUGGCCACAACCUAUCGGACAAGGUGGUGGGAGCGCUUCAAGGACUGAUAGGACGUCUGCAAGACUCUACUGGCCCAUCUCACAACAUCCUUCAACCAUUCUUUGAUGAAAUGCGCUUGAACGUAGAUAUGCUUGACGAGGCGUGCAAGUCGGAGGCCCAGGCAGUGGAAAACGGUCUUUGCUCUAUCAGAGAUUGCCUCCUCCUGACAGCGGAGCCGAAGGACUGUUACUUCCUCCAGCUUCUGGAGAAGAUAUACGUUGAGUGUGCUGCCAUAAACGGUCCCGGCUCAAACAAAGUGCGCAUGAGACUCCUCCAAAAGAAGAUUUUUGAGAGGGGCCCGGCGAACCCGUUUCACAAGUGCCAUGACAAAGCGAAAAUUGCCGCACAAAAGCUUUUCCAGCGCCAUGCCGAGAGCUUCGCCGAUAAGGUCUUAGAUACCUUUCAGCACUUUCACGACAUGCUUCUGCGCCUCUUCAAGACGGACGAGAACGACACGCCCGAGGCAAAGGCUCUCCGGGAGCUGAUUCGCAGUAAGCUGCCUGUCUUCAAGGCCAAGAUCGCUGAGUGUGAACGCCUGCUGCAAGAGAGCCUCGAGGCCUAA
Messenger RNA from Diplodia corticola, 2841 nucleotides. RefSeq lists its product as uncharacterized. NCBI's taxonomy places the organism in Eukaryota, Fungi, Ascomycota, Dothideomycetes, Botryosphaeriales, Botryosphaeriaceae. The coding region runs from base 1 to 2841 and encodes 946 amino acids. The record is from RefSeq and is a predicted model, not a curated record. The transcript has 12 exons.